Messenger RNA from Oppiella nova, 1212 nucleotides. NCBI's taxonomy places the organism in Eukaryota, Metazoa, Arthropoda, Arachnida, Sarcoptiformes, Oppiidae. The record is from the annotation of a GenBank genome assembly.
AAUCAACACUUUUUGAGUGGAUUUUGGUUUCGCUUUUAAUUCACUUUUCAUUGCAUUUAAGGUUUCAUUCAUCGAUUCAAAGAAGUGAUGGCCGAAGAAGACCACAAUUAUUACCAACAAAUGGCUAAAAAGCCAAAGAUGUCAUCAAUUGAUGAGAAGUCGGCUGCAGAGGAAUGCUAUCCGAGAGACUCAUUAGACAGAUAUGGAGACGACUUAUGCGAAGAGAUAUUGUCUUAUCUAUCACUCGCAGACUGUUUCCGAUUUGAAUGUGUGUCCAAACAGUGGCAGAGAUCUGUGUAUAAGAGACAACACAAUCUCGAUGUGAACAGAAUAUUUCAUGAUUUAAUGGUUCCCAAUGACAUGAAUUGGGAAGCAUUUAACGCACUCAUGAAGAAGUUGCCAAAUAUUAGAUCCUUUAAAAUGAGUGUCAACUCAUUGACCACCGAAAGAAUAUUACACCGAUUGACUGCCAUAACGAUACCCCACUCGCCAUCAUAUACCGAAGCCUUCAAACCGCUCAUCAAGUCGUGUACUAAACUCACACAACUGUCCACUUUCACUGAUAAUCUCUGGUAUAGAUAUUUUAAUUUGUCUGUACUUUUUGAUUCAGACAAUCAACUUCUGGCCAAAGGGUUGACUCACUUUGAGCUCAGUUACUGUUUUGCCGAAGAUUUACCACUUUUCAAGGCAUUUGUCGAUCACUACAGACAUAGUCUCAAGUCUAUUAACAUAUCGUUUACGGGCGCAGAAUAUUCGGUGAUUUUGUGUGCACUCAGAGAGCUGUCAAACCUUAAGAAUCUGCGGAAUUUGUUUGUUUUCGUGGACACAGGUAUCGGUUCUCUCAAGUCAUUCAUCGAUUGUAUGCAACGGUUGGCAACUGAAUGCAAACUAUUAAAGAGAUUUCAUUUAGUCAUGUCGUGUGUCAAUGAAGUAACGAUGUGUCAGAUAUACCACACAAUGGAUAGAUUCGCACAAUUACGAGGUCUUCGCCUGUUCUUUGAAAAUGAUGACCAAAUCAUUGGGGAUGAAGAAAGUCUUAGCGAUUCGUCCACUGGAUCUGAAUCUGAUGAUAACUCAAAGUUGUCAUCAAUUGAUGUGAAGUCCACUGAAGAGGAAUGCUAUCCGAAGGACUCGAUGGACAGAUUCGGUGAUGAUUUAUGCGAAGAGAUAUUGAGUUAUCUGUCACUCGAAGACUGCUUCCGAUUUGAAUGU